AUGUUUAUCCCAGAAAAAAUAUUGACAGAUCUUAGGAAAAUGAUUCCUCCACUCCUGGAUCAUUUUCAUAAGGGCCAAGCAGGUAGAAUUGGUAUUAUUGGUGGCUCAGAGAAGUUUUAUAGGAACUUUUUAAGAAAUUCUUUAAUAUUUGGCAGUUAUACAGGCGCUCCUUUUUUUUCCUGUAUGUCUUCUAUGCUUUUUGGCGCAGAUCUUGGAUAUAUAAUAUGUGAACCUGGUGCAGGAAAAGUAAUUAAGACAUAUUCACCAGAUUUAAUUGUUUGUCCUAUGAUGAGGCUCUCUACUUGUAAUUUAAAGGACGUUUCUAGCAAAAUAGUGUCAAAUAUUUCUCAGUUAUUAGACCGUUUACAUGUUAUUGUUGUUGGACCAGGUCUUGGAAGAGAUCCUUUAAUGUUGGAAACAGCAUCUGGUGUAAUUGUAGAAGCUAGAAAGCGGAAAAUUCCUAUAGUAAUUGAUGCUGAUGGUUUUUAUUGUAUACAAGAUAAUCCAGAAAUUAUUAUGGGAUAUAGGAAUUGUGUUUUGACUCCAAAUGUUGCAGAAUUUUCGAGACUUUGUCAUAGAUUUCAUCUAGAUGAAAAUAGCUCUUGUCAAAAUCUUGCUAAUAAUCUUGGUGGGGUCACUAUUUUGAAAAAAGGAAGAAUAGACGAUAUUUCUAAUGGUUCAAAGAUAUUUAAUGUCAAUAUAAGAGGUAGUCUUAGACGGUGUGGUGGCCAGGGAGAUGUUCUUGCAGGUAUACUUUCAACAUUUUUGGCAUGGAGAAAGGCAUAUUUGGAAAAUUUAUGGGAUCAUGAUAAAUCUCUUAAUGAAGAUGAAUUAUUAAUGUUAGCAUCGUAUGGAGCAGCAUUUGCAACACGUUAUUGUUCUUAUCUUGCAUUCAAACGAAAAAAAAGAACGAUGAGAGCUAGUGAUUUGAUGGAUGUUAUAGGAGAUGCAUAUGAAUUGUUAUCUGAAGGUGAUAUAUCUAAUAUUUAA
Messenger RNA from Pneumocystis murina B123, 990 nucleotides. Its product is annotated as YjeF family domain-containing protein. Bases 1 to 990 code for a protein of 329 amino acids. Lineage: Eukaryota; Fungi; Ascomycota; Pneumocystomycetes; Pneumocystales; Pneumocystaceae. Gene Ontology annotation, biological process: metabolite repair. The record is from RefSeq and is a predicted model, not a curated record. The transcript has 6 exons. Gene Ontology annotation, molecular function: ATP-dependent NAD(P)H-hydrate dehydratase activity.